Thamnophis sirtalis is the source of this 1865-nucleotide messenger RNA. The record is from RefSeq and is a predicted model, not a curated record. Lineage: Eukaryota; Metazoa; Chordata; Lepidosauria; Squamata; Natricidae.
GCACUAACUUUUGGGAGGGGCCAAGGAGAGAGUGCAAGUUCGUGAAUUGGGCUUGUGGGGUUUAGAGACAGCCAGAGAGCCUCACUUGUACAGUAGUGCUCUCAUCUGGACAGCCACUGCUGCCUUCCAACACUGACCAGAGAGUUGGACUUUGCUACAGAGGCGAACAUUCUUGGAGGAAAUUCUUUUACGUCCUUUCAGCUCUUCGAAAUCUUCAUUUCAAGCUGCAUUUGCUUGUCAGCUAACUGCAGAAAGUUGGUGUUAUCAUCAAAAGCGAAUAGUGGAAAGUCUGAUUUGGGGGAUUUAUCUGCACUUGAAUAUAUAUCAUGGACGACUUUGAACGUCGCAGAGAACUUAGGAGACAAAAACGGGAGGAAAUGCGGCUGGAGACAGAAAGAUUAUCCUAUCAAAGAAAUGAUGAUGAUGAUGAAGAAGCUGCCCGAGAGCGACGCAGACGAGCCCGUCAAGAAAGACUGCGGCAAAAAGAAGAGGAUGACUUAGGGCAAGGAAUUGAGAAACCUGAAAUGAAUGCCCAAAAUAACAUUUCAGAAGGAGAGUCCAGAAGUACUUCUACAGUGACCACUGUUACAACCACUCUAGGUGAUGGAGACGACGAUGCUGUGUUCCGGGAGAGGAUGGCGCGGAGGGAGGAAAGGCGUCAAAAGCGUCUUCAAGAAGCAUUGGAGCGCCAAAAGGAACUUGACCCAACUGUUACCGAUGAGACCAUAUCCUUCACAAGCAAAAAAGUGGUGAAUAAUGUGGAGGAAAAUGAGACCCCGGGAAAAGAAGAAAAGGUAGAAACCCACAGAAGACACUAUGAGGUGGAGGAAACAGAAACCAUCACUAAAUCGUACCAGAGGAACAACUUGCAGCAGGAUGAAGAGGAUGAAAAGAAAGAUGAGGAAUACAAAGAAGAGAUGGAAGACCAGAAACCAAAGCCACAAGCCCUAGAGGAGAAUCAGGUAGAAUUAACUGUAGAGAAGGAGAAUAUAGACAAUGAGGAGGAAUCUGCAGUCUUGGAGGGAAAACAUCUUGAGGUAAAUGCAGAGGGGAACAAAUUAGACAAUGGCACCCAUGUCCUUGCCAGUUCAAAGGAGGGCCUCAGCAUGACAAUAGUCAUAGGUGAAAAUAAGGAGGAAGACAAUGAGGCAGAAAUGAACCAGAUACAAAUUGAGGAGAGGGAAAGGCUGGAGAGGGAAGAAAGGGAGAGAGCCGAAGCUGAGGAACAGAGAAAAGCAGAGGAAGAAAAAGAGAGAUUGGAAGCAGAGAAAAGAGAAGCUGAGGAGAAAGCGAAGAGGGAGGCUGAGGAGAAAGCAAAAAGGGAAGCUGAGGAGAAAACAAGGCUUGAGGCAGAGGAGCGGGAGAGGGUGAAGGCAGAAGAACAGCGGAAGGCUGAGGAGGAGAGAAAGAGGAAGGAGAAGGAAGAGGCAGAGAAGAAAAAAGCCGCCCAGGAGAAAGAGAGACGCGAGGCUGAGGAGAGGGAGAGGAGGAAGGCAGCCGAAGAGAAAAAAGCAGCGGAGGAACGAGAGAGGGCUAAGGAGAAGGAGAAGAGGGAGGCGGAGGAGAGGGCCAAAGCUGAGGCGAAGGCUAAGCUAGAAGAGGAGAGGUUAAAGGCCAAGCAAAAGGCCGAGGAGAAAAAGGUAGACCAGCUGAAAGGCAAGAAAGGGGACGAGAAGAAAAUAGAAGAGAAGCAGGUAAAAGAGAAGAAACUCCAAGAGGAGAAAAUCACAGCAGCUUCCCUCAGGAAACAGGGGGAAGAAAAUAAAGUGGAAGCUAAAAAAGGAAACCUACAGGAGAAGAAGCUUCAGCCAGCCUUCAGGAAAGAGGAGGUAACUAUCACUUGCGGGUAGAGUGGGGCGUGUGGG